AUGAAUGUUGAAGAUAAAAAACAAGAAAGAAGCAAGGCUAAAAUGGCGGUCACUGUCGCUGCGAGGCGUCUGAUUGGAGCCUACAACAGAGAUUGCGAAUAUGAUAUUUUAAAGGAUUCAAUGUUCGAACUUGAAAAGGUAUUUGAUGAUUUUUGCGUUAUAAAUGAGGAAUACGAACUUAUUGUAUCUGACGAAAAAUACCCUGAACACCGUGUAGUUAAUGGUGAAGACAUUAUGACUUACAGAGACAAUGUAAAAAGGUGCUAUGAAGAAGCUAGGAGUGUAUUUGUUAGUGUAAAGACAACAAUCGAACAGAAAGCUAGACAACAAAGUGCUGGGCCUGUCCAAGUUGCCCUAAAGAAUGACAUUUUUAGAAUUCAUGAACUAAUCACAGUCGUUGAUGAGAGUUUUAAACUGGAAAAUGUGAAUAUGGCAGCUUUACAACUAGAUAAGAAUGAUCUACAGUCAAUUUUGAGCAUAAUAUGUGAUAACAUGGCAAAACUUGGCUCGAUUGAAACACAAGAGCAA
Molecule: messenger RNA, 528 nt
Organism: Paramuricea clavata
Lineage: Eukaryota; Metazoa; Cnidaria; Anthozoa; Malacalcyonacea; Plexauridae
Source: the annotation of a GenBank genome assembly